This is a messenger RNA of Mus musculus (house mouse), 1577 nucleotides long. Its product is annotated as predicted gene 4952. The transcript has 6 exons. Gene Ontology annotation, molecular function: glycine N-acyltransferase activity. Gene Ontology annotation, cellular component: mitochondrion. The record is from RefSeq and is marked validated. Lineage: Eukaryota; Metazoa; Chordata; Mammalia; Rodentia; Muridae. Bases 187 to 1077 code for a protein of 296 amino acids.
UCAUCAUCACCGUCUAUCACUGUUGCUCCUCCAGCUGGCUUCUGGAGAGACUGACAGAGGAGACAACUUUGCAGGUGAGGACCAGGAGAAGCUGGCACGUGGGAACUCCUCAUCUCCUUUUGGCUUUCCACUGAAGGGGAUGAAUCACAAUAUUCCUGUUGGAUAAAGGAUAAGGUAGCUAAAAAGAUGCUCCAUUUGCGAAGUUCACAGAUGCUGCAGAUGUUGGAGAGCUCCUUAAGGAAAUACCUUCCUGAGUCCUUAAAGGUUUAUGGGACUGUCUUCCACAUGAACCAGGGAAACCCAUUCAAGCUCAAGGCUCUGGUGGACAAGUGGCCUGAUUUUAAUACAGUGGUUGUCCGUCCUCGGGAACAGGAGAUGGGAGAUGACCUUGAUCAGCACACCAACACUUACCAGAUAUAUUCUAAAGAUCCUAAGCACUGUUUGGAAUUCCUUGGCACACCAGAUGUCAUCAACUGGAAACAGCAUCUGCAGAUCCAAAGUUCACAGUCCAACCUAAAUGAAGCAAUAAUGGACCUUGCGGCGGGUAAGAUGGUCAAGGUCAAGAGAACACAGUGCAUUCUCUACAUGAUGCCUGAGACAGCAAAGAAACUGGUUCCUUCCCUGUUGGAGGAUAAAGAGUACUUAGACCAUCAAUCUGGCAGGCCCCGGGCUAUUGACCAAGAAAUGUUUAAACUCUCAACACUGGAUGUUACCCACGCUCCCUUGGUGGAUAAAUUCUGGCAGUUUGGUGGCAAUGAAAGGAGCCAGAGAUUCAUUGGGCGCUGUAUCCAGAUCUUUCCCAGCUCAUGUCUUCUGGGACCUGAAGGGACUCCUGUGUCUUGGGCUCUGAUGGAUCAAACUGGAGAAAUCCGAAUGGCGGGCACAGUGCCUGACUACCGGGCACAAGGCCUUAUCUCCCACAUCAUUUAUGCUCAGACUCUGGCUAUGGAUAAACGUGGCUACCCUGUGUAUAAUCAUACAGAACAAACCAACAAAGUCAUACAGAAAAUGAGUCACACUCUACACCAUGUCCCCAUGCCCUGUGACUGGAAUCAGUGGUAUUGUGCACCUCUGUGAUUCUAGUACUCAACACAAGGCUGUGUUGGGUCAGCCAUAAUAAAUCUGGAGGAGUGGUCAUAGAGAAAACACAGAUUGUAAUGAACAAUAAAGGAGUGGGCAUUGCUUGGGCUCUGGGGAAGCAGUGUGAAUGGUCAACACUAUACCAUGGUCCUUACCCUCAUAUUACUUUUUAUAUCCAGCAGACCUGUAAUGGCCAGACCUCUCUGCUGAGCCAUCAUCUUUGUUUAGUUUUCUAUAUUCUGGAUAUCAGUGACACAUGUACUCAGUGGCACAUUACAAUCCUCAUGUGGAUUAUUGCCCAUGAUCAGUUUUGUCGGGAUGUGGUGCUGAUGGGGGACUAGUGUGUGCUUUUCUCCAGCAUUCCUUUGUUUAGGAGUUAGAAUACUUCCCAUCAACAGGUACUCUGAAAAGAUCGCUUCAGUGGAAGUCCUUUGAUCUCUGUUUAAUUUCCAUGCCAAAUAAUGAAUGAAUAAAUAUAUGAUAGUAGUUGGAUGAUA